Messenger RNA from Anopheles maculipalpis, 5201 nucleotides. It is a transcript of the gene Chc, whose product is annotated as clathrin heavy chain. The record is from RefSeq and is a predicted model, not a curated record. Gene Ontology annotation, cellular component: cell cortex; clathrin coat of coated pit; clathrin coat of trans-Golgi network vesicle. Gene Ontology annotation, molecular function: structural molecule activity; clathrin light chain binding. NCBI's taxonomy places the organism in Eukaryota, Metazoa, Arthropoda, Insecta, Diptera, Culicidae. Gene Ontology annotation, biological process: intracellular protein transport; receptor-mediated endocytosis. The transcript is spliced from 6 exons. The coding region runs from base 135 to 5165 and encodes 1676 amino acids.
AGUGCAAGUUAUUAAGGCUUCAAACAGUAUAAGUUGUUAUAUAAAUUAACUAUUAAACUAAGCGAGAAACGUGUAACCGAAAGUGAUCAGAAAAGGAAGUGUUUAACAGAGUAGUGAAUAAACGCAGCUGAAAAAUGUCGCAACAACUUCCGAUACGCUUUCAGGAGCAUUUACAGCUCACCAACAUCAACAUCAAUGCGAGCUCGAUCUCGUUCACCAAUCUGACGAUGGAGUCGGACAAGUUUAUCUGCGUUCGGGAGAAGGUGGGUGAGACGGCGCAGGUCGUGAUCAUCGACAUGAACGAUGCACAGAACCCGAUCCGGCGGCCGAUCAGUGCGGACUCCGCCAUCAUGAAUCCGGCGAGCAAAGUGAUCGCACUGAAGGCGCAGAAGACGCUGCAGAUCUUCAACAUCGAGAUGAAGUCGAAGAUGAAGGCGCACACGAUGACGGAGGAAGUAGUGUUUUGGAAGUGGAUCACGCUCAACACGCUGUCGCUGGUAACGGAAACGUCCGUGUAUCACUGGUCAAUGGAGGGUGACUCGACGCCGAUCAAGAUGUUCGAGCGUCACUCGUCGUUGAACGGCUGUCAGAUCAUCAACUAUCGUACCGAUCCGAAGCAGGCUUGGCUGCUGCUAGUUGGUAUUUCGGCGCAGCAAAACCGUGUCAUUGGUGCAAUGCAGCUGUACUCGGUGGAACGCAAGGUUUCGCAAGCAAUCGAGGGACACGCGGCUUCCUUUGCCACCUUCAAGAUGGAGGAAAACAAGGAAUUGUCGACACUGUUUUGUUUUGCCGUCCGGUCGCAAACCGCAGCUAAGCUGCACAUCAUCGAGGUCGGUACACCGCCGGCCGGUAACGUCGCGUUCACUAAGAAGGCGGUCGAUGUGUUCUUCCCGCCAGAAGCGCAGAGCGAUUUCCCGGUCGCGAUGCAAGUGUCGCCCCGGUACGAUGUGAUUUACCUGAUCACCAAGUACGGUUACAUCCACAUGUACGAUAUCGAGACGGCAACCUGCAUCUACAUGAACCGCAUUUCCGGUGAUACGAUCUUUGUAACGGCGCCGCACGAAUCUAGCGGUGGCAUUAUCGGUGUGAACCGCAAGGGCCAGGUACUGUCGGUGACGGUCGACGAGGAGCAAAUCAUCCCGUACAUCAAUACCGUCCUGCAGAACCCCGACUUGGCGCUGCGCAUGGCCGUGCGAAACAAUCUGUCCGGUGCAGAGGAUCUGUUUGUACGCAAGUUCAACCAACUCUUCCAAAACGGCCAGUUUGCGGAAGCGGCAAAGGUGGCCGCCAUUGCACCGAAAGGCAUUCUCCGUACGCCACAAACGAUCCAAAAGUUCCAGCAGGUGCCAGCGCAACCGGGCACAAAUUCGCCGCCCUUGCUGCAAUAUUUCGGCAUUCUGCUCGAUCAGGGCAAGCUGAACAAGUACGAAUCGCUCGAACUAUGCCGCCCGGUACUGGCGCAAGGCCGCAAGCAGCUCUGCGAGAAGUGGCUGAAGGAGGAGAAGCUGGAGUGCAGCGAGGAGCUGGGCGAUCUGGUGAAACCGUCUGAUCCGACACUCGCCCUAUCGAUCUAUCUGCGCUCUAACGUGCCGAAUAAGGUGAUCCAGUGUUUCGCCGAAACGGGCCAAUUCCAGAAGAUUGUACUGUACGCAAAGAAGGUUAACUACAGCCCGGACUAUGUGUUCCUGUUGCGGUCGGUGAUGCGCACGAACCCGGAACAGGGUUCCGGGUUUGCGAGCAUGCUGGUAGCGGACGAGGAACCACUAGCCGACAUCAACCAGAUCGUGGACAUUUUCAUGGAGCAGAACAUGGUACAGCAGUGUACCGCGUUCCUGCUCGAUGCGCUCAAGAACAAUCGUCCCGCGGAAGGUGCGCUCCAGACGCGCUUGCUCGAAAUGAACCUGAUGUCGGCGCCACAGGUUGCCGAUGCCAUUCUUGGCAACGCCAUGUUUACGCACUACGAUCGCGCCCACAUUGCGCAGCUGUGCGAGAAGGCAGGACUGUUGCAGCGUGCCCUGGAACACUAUACCGAUCUGUACGACAUUAAGCGUGCAGUCGUGCACACACAGUUAUUAAACGGUGAUUGGCUGGUAGGAUUCUUUGGCACCCUCUCGGUGGAGGAUUCACUCGAGUGUUUGAAGGCGAUGCUGACGGCAAACAUUCGUCAGAAUCUGCAGAUCUGCGUUCAAAUUGCGACCAAGUAUCAUGAGCAGCUGACCACGAAGGCACUGAUCGAUCUGUUCGAAAGCUUCAAGAGCUACGAAGGGUUGUUCUACUUCCUGGGAUCGAUCGUUAACUUUAGCCAGGAUCCGGAGGUACACUUCAAGUACAUUCAGGCCGCUUGCAAGACCAAUCAGAUCAAGGAGGUGGAACGUAUCUGCCGCGAAUCAAACUGCUACAAUGCGGAGCGUGUAAAGAACUUCCUGAAGGAGGCGAAGCUGACCGAUCAGUUGCCUCUGAUCAUUGUGUGCGAUCGGUUCGAUUUCGUGCACGAUCUGGUACUCUACCUGUACCGCAACAGUCUGCAGAAGUACAUCGAGAUCUACGUGCAGAAGGUGAACCCGUCCCGUUUGCCGGUGGUCGUGGGCGGUCUGCUGGAUGUUGACUGCUCGGAGGACAUCAUUAAGAAUCUGAUCCUGGUCGUGAAGGGACAGUUCUCGACGGACGAGCUGGUGGAGGAGGUUGAGAAGCGUAACCGGUUGAAGUUGUUGCUACCGUGGCUAGAAUCCCGCGUGCACGAAGGUUGCGUCGAACCGGCGACACACAAUGCGCUCGCUAAGAUCUACAUCGAUUCGAACAAUAAUCCGGAGCGUUUCCUGAAGGAGAAUCAGUUCUACGAUAGUCGCGUGGUAGGACGCUACUGCGAGAAGCGUGAUCCACAUUUGGCCUGUGUUGCUUACGAGCGUGGCCAGUGUGAUCGUGAGCUGAUUGCUGUGUGUAACGAGAAUUCGCUGUUCAAAUCGGAAGCCCGCUAUCUGGUGCGUCGUCGUGAUGCGGAACUGUGGGCGGAAGUGCUCUCCGAGGCUAACCCUUACAAGCGUCAGCUGAUUGACCAAGUCGUGCAGACGGCACUGUCCGAGACGCAAGAUCCGGAUGACAUUUCCGUUACGGUGAAGGCGUUCAUGACGGCCGAUUUGCCCAACGAGCUGAUCGAGCUGCUGGAGAAGAUUGUGCUCGAUUCGUCCGUCUUUUCCGAUCACCGCAAUCUGCAGAAUCUGCUUAUACUGACGGCGAUUAAGGCGGAUCGUAGCCGCGUGAUGGAUUACAUCAACCGGCUGGACAACUACGAUGCGCCCGAUAUUGCCAACAUUGCGAUCAACAAUGAGCUGUACGAGGAAGCAUUUGCAAUCUUCAAAAAGUUUGACGUGAACACCUCAGCCAUCCAGGUGCUGAUCGAGCAGGUGAACAAUCUGGAGCGUGCGAACGAGUUUGCAGAGCGCUGUAACGAACCAGCCGUCUGGUCGCAACUGGCCCGUGCUCAGCUGCAGCAAGGGCUGGUAAAAGAAGCAAUCGACAGCUACAUCAAGGCGGACGAUCCGAGCGCGUACAUCGAUGUGGUCGAAACGGCAAGCAAGAACGAUUCGUGGGAGGAUCUGGUACGCUAUUUGCAGAUGGCGCGCAAGAAGGCUCGCGAAAGCUACAUCGAGAGUGAAUUGAUUUACGCGUACGCACGUACCGGACGGUUGGCUGAUCUGGAAGAAUUCGUGUCUGGUCCGAACCAUGCUGACAUUCAGAAGAUUGGCGAUCGCUGUUUCAACGAUCGUAUGUACGAGGCGGCCAAGCUGCUGUACAACAACGUUAGCAACUUUGCCCGGCUUGCGAUAACGUUGGUGCAUCUACGCGAGUUCCAGGGUGCGGUAGAUGGGGCACGCAAGGCUAACUCGACCCGCACCUGGAAGGAGGUGUGCUUUGCCUGUGUCGACGCGGAAGAGUUCCGGCUGGCGCAGAUGUGUGGCCUUCACAUUGUGGUGCACGCGGACGAACUGGAGGAUUUGAUCAACUACUACCAGGACCGGGGAUACUUCGAGGAGCUGAUUGGACUGCUCGAGGCCGCCCUUGGGUUGGAACGUGCCCAUAUGGGAAUGUUCACCGAGCUGGCGAUCCUGUACUCGAAGUACAAGCCGGCCAAGAUGCGUGAACAUCUCGAGCUGUUUUGGUCGCGCGUAAACAUUCCGAAGGUACUGCGGGCGGCCGAACAGGCACAUCUGUGGUCGGAGCUCGUGUUCCUGUACGACAAGUAUGAGGAGUAUGAUAAUGCUGUGCUGGCCAUGAUGGCACAUCCGUCCGAAGCGUGGCGCGAAGGUCAUUUCAAGGACAUCAUCACCAAGGUGGCCAACAUCGAGCUGUACUACAAAGCGAUACAGUUCUAUCUCGACUAUAAGCCGCUACUGUUGAACGAUAUGCUGCUUGUGCUAGCGCCCCGCAUGGACCAUACGCGUGCGGUUAGCUUCUUCACGAAGCAGGGUCAUCUACAGCUGGUCAAGACGUAUCUGCGGUCGGUGCAGAGCCUUAACAAUAAGGCAAUAAACGAAGCGCUCAAUGGGCUGCUGAUCGAUGAGGAGGACUACCAAGGACUGCGGACGUCCAUCGACGCGUUCGACAACUUUGACAACAUUGCGCUUGCGCAGAAGCUCGAAAAGCACGAACUCACGGAGUUCCGUCGUAUUGCCGCCUACCUGUACAAAGGAAACAACCGUUGGAAGCAAAGUGUGGAGCUGUGCAAAAAGGAUCGCCUGUUCAAGGAUGCGAUGGAGUACGCGGCCGAAUCGCACCAGGGCGAACUGGCGGAAGAGUUGCUCGGAUGGUUUUUGGAGCGGGGCGCAUACGACUGUUUCGCGGCAUGCCUAUUCCAGUGCUACGAUUUACUGCGGCCCGACGUAAUCUUAGAGCUCGCAUGGCGCCACAACAUCAUGGACUUUGCUAUGCCUUAUAUAAUUCAGGUGACGAGAGAAUAUACCUCCAAGGUGGACAAACUCGAAGCGUCCGACGCGGAGCGACAGAAGGAGGGUGAAAGCACCGAACACAAAUCCAUCAUCAUGCCCGAACCGCAGCUCAUGCUGACGGCUGGUCCCGGUAUCGGCAUGCCCCAGUAUGCAACACAGUACGCGGGCGCGUACGUGCCACCGCAACCAAAUAUGACCCCAUACCAGUACGGUGGUAUGUAAAAUUAUUGCACGUUGUUGUGUUAAAUUAGCUAGCAA